AUGCUGCAAAACUCGAACCAUAAGCAAACACUUUCUUUCUGCUUGUUAGACAAAGCAGCAACAGCAGCAACAUCAAAGUCAAGACAGCAGAAGUGGAAAAUUAAUGUGCUAGUGGCAGCAUAUAAAAUGCUUGAUGGGCCUAUAAGCAUAACCAGAGCAAAAAACAACAACACAAAAGUUUCUUUGUUUCAAAGUGGAAUAAAACCAAAGUUUGAAAGAAAAUCCAUGGAAACAAGAAUUUGCUUUUCAUUUGCUACAUUAAUCGACGGAUCAUGUUUCGAGUGCUUUCAGCGUGUAGUCAAUCCAAUUGCUUUUGCUAAUUUCAUUCAAACAAAGGAGCGAAAAAUAACUGGAAGGGGUCAGCAUUUAGAUUGUAAUCAUUUCGUUGAAUUAUUAAGUUUCACUCAACAUUGUCACAAUCUUUUAUUUAAUCAACCGCACAACGUUACACAUUUGCUCCGUUCACAUUUAAAUUAA
This is a messenger RNA of Clunio marinus, 477 nucleotides long. NCBI's taxonomy places the organism in Eukaryota, Metazoa, Arthropoda, Insecta, Diptera, Chironomidae. The record is from the annotation of a GenBank genome assembly.